Molecule: messenger RNA, 771 nt
Organism: Dryobates pubescens (Downy woodpecker)
Lineage: Eukaryota; Metazoa; Chordata; Aves; Piciformes; Picidae
Product: olfactory receptor 14A16-like
Exons: 3
Biological process (GO): G protein-coupled receptor signaling pathway
Cellular component (GO): membrane
Molecular function (GO): G protein-coupled receptor activity; olfactory receptor activity
Source: RefSeq, a predicted model, not a curated record
GACCUGGGUGCCAUCUCCACCACUGUGCCAAAAUCCAUGGCCAAUUCCCUGUGGGACACCAGGGACAUCUCCUAUGCAGGAUGUGCUGCUCAGGUUUUCUUUGUAUUUUUCUUGCUUACUGCAGAGUUUUCUCUCCUCACCACCAUGUCCUACGAUCGCUAUGUUGCCAUCUGCAGACCCCUGCACUAUGAGACCCUCCUGUGCAGCAGAGUUUGUCUCCACAUGGCAGCAUCUGCCUGGGCCUGUGGCUUUCUCUAUGCUCUGCUGCACACAGCCAAUACAUUUUCCCUGCCCCUCUGCCAGGACAAUGUUGUGGACCAUUUCUUCUGUGAAAUGCCCCAGAUCCUCAAGCUCUCCUGCUCCACAUCCUACCUCAGGGAAGUUUGGCUUAUUGUGCUCAGUGCCUUUUUAUUCUUUGUCUGUUUUGUGUUUAUUGUGGUGUCCUAUGUGCAGAUCUUCAGGGCAGUGCUGAGGAUCCCCUCUCAGCAGGGACGCCACAAAGCCUUUGCCACCUGCCUCCCUCACCUGGCUGUGGUCUCCCUCUUUCUCAGCACUGGCUCCAUUGCCUACCUGAAGCCCUUCUCCAUCUCCUCCCCAUCCCUGGACCUGGUGGUGUCAGUUCUGUACUCAGUGGUUCCUCCAAUCCCCCUUUUUGUUUUUGUGAGCAAUCUGGUCAAGGGAGUUGUUCCCAUCCCAUACAAGAUACUCUUUGCAUACACAGAAGCAAGCAAGGAUCUUAACAACUUGCAGCCUAGAAAUCGCAAGCUCUGA